Diachasmimorpha longicaudata is the source of this 3023-nucleotide messenger RNA. RefSeq lists its product as uncharacterized. Lineage: Eukaryota; Metazoa; Arthropoda; Insecta; Hymenoptera; Braconidae. The record is from RefSeq and is a predicted model, not a curated record. The transcript is spliced from 6 exons. Bases 613 to 1470 code for a protein of 285 amino acids.
ACGAGACACACUCGCCACAAGUUUUCCGUGGCUACCCUCAGUCCCGUUCGUCACAAUAUCGCGGAGAUAUACGCAUGAUUACCCUGUCAACGACAGUUUAUGAAUACACCAGGUUUGUCAUGUAUAUACAAGGCAGCAUAUUCAAAUAGCUGUGAAUUACAUGGAUGUUUUAACUUAUAAUUUUUUGUGGAUUGAAAAAAUGUAGUUUAUCUUGUUCAAAUUGAGUGUCGAUGGAAACAGAUUUUUUAGAAUGAACUGGUCAAAAACUUUCAAAAAAAAUAGUGAAUGUCAGUGGAACUGCAGUGAAUGUUUUAAUAUGAUAUGAGUAGACUCGAGUGAUCCACAAAUGCCGGUGAAUUACUUGGUAAUUGAAAUUCCCGCGGAUUUGAAAUGGGAAUGAGACAGAAGACUUCAGGUUCUAUGCGAACUGUGAUGUUCCUGUGAAAUUGGGGAGUGUUGAAAAUCGGUAGUUUUUCAAGAACUAUUGGAAAAAUGGAACUUAAUGUUAAUUCGUCGUGCAAAUUAGGAAAAUGUCAUCAACUUUCAUGUUAAGUUAGUUCGUACUACGCUCAAGUUCAUCAAAGUGCACACCUCAAUCACGAGACAUUGACAAUGGGAAAUUUAUAUUGGAUACGUUCCGCUGUGGUGAUAAUUAUAGCAAUGACUGGUGUACGUUGCCUGCGGAAUGUGAUGCUGGAAGUGAUACCGGAAGUGGUUGAACGUGGUCACGAGGUAAUUCUGCGUUGUCAUUACGAACGCGAGAACGAACCACUUUAUUCCGUCAAGUGGUAUCGUGGCAAGCACGAAUUUUACCGGUACUCACCAUCGGAAACUCCACCUAUUAAAGUAUUCAAUAUAACUGGGAUAACCGUUUAUCGCAACAAUUCCGAUCACGAGCAGGUAACCAUAACGAAUGUAGAUUACGGCCUGACCGGUAACUUCAGCUGUGAAGUGACGGCUGAUGCGCCAACCUUCUCCACGGAAGAAAGCAUAAAAAAGCUAACAGUAGUUACUCUACCAAAGGAGAAACCUAGCAUCGUAACAGAGCGAAGACAAUACGACACGGGAGACACGCUCAAAGCGAAUUGCAGUGUUUCACCAUCUAAGCCCCCAGUGGAAUUUGUUUUCAAACUCAACACCAUAGAGAUUGGUCCCAUCAAUGCAAGUCAGCUCAUGCAUCGAUCUGAGUAUAAUAUGGAUAGCAACUCACCAUACGUGGAAGAAUCUCAAUUACAGUGGGGUGAAUUCAGCAUCGAUCUCCUCCCUUUCCAUUACUCCCAUAAUCAAUUGAACCUCCACUGCAUCGCUCAAAUCCCUGGUAUCUACAAGGCUGAGAGUGAUAGGAAGGUGAUCAUUGGACUGAGAGAGCCGGUACCUGCACAAAUUACAUCAGAUAGCAGCAACACUGUCUACACUACAUGUAUCUUGGUGCUCCUCUCAAUUCGUGCAAUUUAUCCCUUUUUAAGAUAAGCAUGGCAUAUCUACGAUCAAUUGGAAAUAUUACAACUUCAGAAAAAUUUAUAAUUCUCGAGAAUCAAAAGCAAGCGAACGGCAAAGACUAGCACCGAAACGUCAAUUUCUGUAUAGAAAUGAAGUGCUGAGAGUUCCGAUUGCUGUAAAUGAUGUGAUUUAUUCGUUGUCCAAUAAUCGUGGGGAAGAUCAAAACAAACUUUUAGAUAUAUAAGAAAUAACAAUAAUGAAUUGUCGAACUAAUUUAUAAUCAACAUUGAUUCAUGUCAUUUUUUAUAGAUUCGAUGAUUGACUCACAAUUUAAAGCCGCGUGUAACAAUUUUACAGAAAAAAAACUUUUUCUCUGUUAUGGUAAAUCUGACAUUCGUUAUCCUUGCAAACUUAUUAGGAAUCUAUUGAAUAAUUGAAGAUGUUUUUAUUACGAUAAUUGUUGAACCUGUAUCAAUUGAUGAGGGAAAUAAUCCAUUCAGCAUUUAAGCGAGGAAAUUCCACACAGAUUUUUUGUCAUUUUCAAAGACAUGUGAAUAAUGUCCCAUUUUAAAUUAUUGAGGAGAUAUCAGUAAUUUUCAUGAUUUACCAAUUGCUAGAAUUUCGUGAAAUUGGACGUCUGAUUACGAAUUCCACUACGGAAUAAAACAAUUUAUCGACCCAGAGAAGAAAAUGUUUGUGUUCAGCGAGAAUAAUAAAAUAUCUCAGGCAAUAAUCGAGUCAGCUGUUUGAAAUUUAGCACAGGUUCAUAUGUGAUGACGUACUCAAAACCCUGAAAUUGGUAAAAAGCGAAAAGACAAAGCCAAAUGAUCCGACAGACUUUUUCUCUCAAAUUGAGUAACAAAGUAGUUUCUCAUACCUUACAGAAUCCCUCCUAGAACAAUAAGUUUCUUUAAACGAGUAACUUCAUCCCGAGAACUUGAAACUUUUUUUUCUAUGUUCGUAAAUACCCGAAACGAGAAUUCUGCACACGUGUCGUCAAUUUUUCCAGUGAAUCAGAAAAUUCAAUAAUCGUUCGGCAUCUGUUUGGCAAAUUUGUCAAAGAAGUAAAAUGAACAAAAAUGCAACUUCUACCUUCACAUUGGAACCGCCCCCGUCCCCACGUGUACCCCAUACAUUAUUUGCACGAAUUUUCCUUGUUCGAGGAUACGGGGUGGUACCAGUGAUCAAAGGGAAAUAAAGACGACUAUUUUCUCUCUGAUAAUUUAAAAUCCUGACCUGUCCUUUGAUAUUUCGAUGAGCAACGCAUUUGUAUAUUGGAGAAGUUUAAGUAAAUAAUAUUUAAAACCGAGAGAGUGACUUUUGUUAUGUUCAAUAUUUAUUGUUGUGUACGAAUGAAUAAACUUAUCAAUGGACAUCAAUGGUGUUAAUAAAUUUACACCCCUUCAUUAUCCUCAUUGAUGAUAUCAUUGCCAUUAAGGCCUGAGAAGUACUCCAAAGCGAAUAAACUUUGUGUUAGUUACAACAGACUAAAGGUAGACCAAAAGGGGAUGAACGAGGGUCUAUACCGAAGUGGAAACAAGAAUAUAUAGGCAACCUAUCCGCAAGAGCUCCGCAGCUCAUUC